Molecule: messenger RNA, 1829 nt
Organism: Lycium ferocissimum
Lineage: Eukaryota; Viridiplantae; Streptophyta; Magnoliopsida; Solanales; Solanaceae
Product: probable serine/threonine-protein kinase At1g54610
Exons: 1
Coding region: 72-1706 (544 amino acids)
Biological process (GO): positive regulation of transcription elongation by RNA polymerase II; protein phosphorylation
Cellular component (GO): nucleus; cyclin-dependent protein kinase holoenzyme complex
Molecular function (GO): cyclin-dependent protein serine/threonine kinase activity; ATP binding; RNA polymerase II CTD heptapeptide repeat kinase activity
Source: RefSeq, a predicted model, not a curated record
GGAAAAAAGAAUUAGUUUGUGUUGUUAUCUAACUGUAAAAGAAGACAUACAUUGGCUUUCAUUGGAAACUUAUGGGUUCCAGUCUAGGAAAAUUUUCAACUAUCAUAAACGAAUCAGUUGACCAGACCCCACUUGUGGGAAUAUACUGGGUAUGCUGUUUUUGUUGUAGAGACGAAUCAGUCGAAGGCACAGUGGCUUCAGAUGGAGUUGAUACAUGUAUGGCAGAAGAGGAGGAAGAAAACAUUAGCAGAGGAGUGCCAAAAGGCAUUGAAGGUGAACUAGUUGCUGCUGGAUGGCCUAAUUGGCUUGUUGCAGUAGCUGGUGAGGCGAUAAAUGGAUGGCUUCCAAGAAGACUUGAUACUUAUGAGAGAAUAGAUAAGAUUGGCGAGGGAACUUACAGUAAUGUCUAUAAGGCUCGCGAUUGUUUGUUUAAUAAGAUUGUUGCCAUGAAGAAGGUUCGUUUUGACAAUCAUGAUCUGGAGAGUGUCAAGUUUAUGGCAAGAGAGAUCGUCAUAUUGCGAAGACUUGGUGAUCAUCCGAAUGUUAUCAAGCUGGAAGGUUUAGUCACGUUGAAAAUGUCCUGCAGUUUGUACCUUGUUUUUGAUUGCAUGGAAUAUGAUCUCAAGGGAAUUCAAGAACAAAAAGGUGUCAAGUUUUCUGUACCUGAGAUCAAACGUAACAUCAACCAGCUGCUUAAAGGGCUUGAUCACUGCCAUAGCCAUGGUAUCUUGCAUCGAGAUGUAACUACUUCUAACCUGUUAGUUAACAAAGAAGGUAUCCUGACGAUUGCAGAUUUUGGGCUGUCAACAUUUUUUGACCCAGAACAAAGCAUGCCCUUAACUAGCCAGAUGGUAACUCCCUGGUAUAGGCCACCAGAACUUUUGCUAGGAUUAAAUUCUUAUGGAGUUGCAGUUGAUUUAUGGAGCGCUGGUUGUGUACUUGGUGAACUAUUUACUGGCAAGCCUAUUAUGCCCGGUAAAACUGAAUUUCAGCAAUUGUAUAAAAUCUUCAAGCUCUGUGGUUCUCCAACUGAUGAUUUCUGGCAAAAUUCCAAAGUGCCUAACGCAUCGAUAUUUAAGCCACAAAAGCCUUAUAAACGACAAAUUCAGGAAACCUUUCAUGAUCUUCCUGCUGCUGCUGUAGUACUAAUGGACACUUUACUUUUCAUAGAACCUGAAUAUCGAGGAACUGCAGCUCUUGCUCUUCAUGGUGAGUUUUUCACAACAGAACUAUUUGCCUGUAAUGCCUCAAGUUUGCCACAGUGCUCCCCCAGCAAAGAGAUCAAUGCAAAAAUGCCAUUACCUACUGCAUCAGACAAAAUGCAGGAUUUACUCAAAGAGCAUGAUUCCACGAUCCUCAAAGCUAUUACACGUGCGAGGCUUGAGAAGGGAUCAACAGCUAAAGGGAACGACCAUGACUCCAAGGGAAAGAAUAAUCAUUCUUUAGGUCCAUCAACAUCAACUAACCAUGAGACUACUGGAAAUGACCAAAUGUCUACUCCUUUACCUGCCAAAUCAACCAAUAUGCAGGGCUUACCAAGAGAGCACAAGGCACAAAUCCGAAAAGAUGCUCAACCGGUGAUGUCUGACAAGGAAAAAAUGGCGGAAGGGGAAGGCUAUUAUAACUCCAACGUAGAGAAGAACCAACUUAUUGAACAAUUGUCGCCAGAAAGUGGAGAGUGUAAUAAGGCAGAAAGUAGUAUGUAAUUUUAAAUUUCCAGUUUCUUUUAGGAAACUAACUCUCGUUGGUCACUGUCCAGAUUGAUCAUCUCUGAAUAAUGUUAUACUUUAGGCAAAGGAAUGGAUGCUAGCAUUUUCGAAUGAUAAAUG